Papaver somniferum (opium poppy) is the source of this 2578-nucleotide messenger RNA. RefSeq lists its product as uncharacterized. The transcript has 2 exons. The record is from RefSeq and is a predicted model, not a curated record. The coding region runs from base 1837 to 2355 and encodes 172 amino acids. NCBI's taxonomy places the organism in Eukaryota, Viridiplantae, Streptophyta, Magnoliopsida, Ranunculales, Papaveraceae.
UCUGUAUCUUCUCUAAUUCUCCUAAAUCACUUUUCCUUUUUUAUUUGCGAAUUUGCUUCGCGUAUUGCCAGUCGAUAAACUCAUCAGAAUCAUCCAUUGACAUCCGGCAUGUGGGAAAAAUUCAGCCGGAUAUGCCUGGUUUUAUAUCACUAUCAAUGGAAUGAGAAAAUAUUGUCCCCAGAUCAGAUAGCCUUGAAUGAAAUGCUUGCACCGAAUCUUAAACACUAGCCUUCAGGCAACACCACCUUACAAAAUCCAACCCUUUAGAUUUCUUCAUGGUCAGCAGGAAGGGUCGGUUAAACGUUACGAUAUUGAUUAUAAGAAAACCUUAAAGCAAAUGGCAUCUCUCUAUCCAAACUGCGCCAACUUCCCUUAUUGUUUAUGUUGGGAAACAAUAUGUAUUAAUUUUUAUUUUAAAGUUUUAUCAAAUUAUAUUAGUUGAGAAUCUAUUGGAAGAACACUCGCAUCCUAAGGACAAGUUACGUAGAGGAGUAAGAAUCAAGAAACUCUCAAUCAGAGAGUCUGUAAGAAGAACAUACAAAAUGGAUUCUUUACUUGCAGCAAUUAAAGUUUUUACUUCUAAUGGUGUUGCGGUUAAUUAGGAGGAUACGCUGAAUAGUUUAGUUGAUAAACAUCCAUAUGCUCCUCCUCCAGCUAAACACAUAAGUUCCAUUGUUGCAGGCAGUGCUGUCUCGUCCAAAGAGAUCAUUUUGAACAUAAUCAAGAGUUUUACAAAGGGGAAAUCCUGUGGGAGGGAUGGUCUGAGAGUUCAACACCUUCUUGACGCACUCAAUAUGGUCCUGCCUCUGCCGUAGCUGAAGAUAUUCUUGCUUCCAUUAAUGGGGUUGUUAACCUUUGGUUGGAAGGUAGUUGUCCUGUCCAGCUGGGUGAGUUUGUAGCUAGUGCUCCCCUCACUCCCUUACUUAAAGCGGAUGGUGGCAUUUGUCCCAAAGCAGUUGGCACGUUUGGAGACGUUUAGUCUCUAAGGUUGCAGCUCAUUCUGUUGUGAAGGACAUGUGUACGUACCUCCAAUAUUUUCAAUUUGGAGUGGGAGUGCCUUGUGGAGGAAAAUCGAUUUUACAUACUGUCAACAGGCUCAUACAAGAGAAGGGUAACUCUUCUUCCAUGUCUAUGUUGCUUGUAGAUUUUUGUAAUGCUUUUAAUAUGGUCGAUAGGUCUACCAUGCUUCAAGAAGUGAAGAAUCGCUGUCCUUCAAUUUCCGAGUGGGUGAAAUUUUUAUAUUCCAAUCCCCCUAGGUUUUAUUAUAAUGAAUCUGUUUUUUCUUCGGCACAAGGGGUACAACAGAGAGACCUGCUUGGUCCUCUGCUUUUCGCAGUCACUUUACACCCUUUGCACAAGAGAAUUGCAGAACAGUGUAACUUGGAAUUGCAUGCAUGGUAUCUGUAUGACGGUACUAUCAUUGGUGACACCAUAAUGGACGCGAAGGCAUUCAACAUCAUUCAUUUUGAAGGUAGUAAACUUGGUUUGCACCUGAACAUCUCAAAGACGGAAAUCUUCUGACCUACAAUAGAUGUACGUAGUAUUGAUGAUUUUCCUCCCCAAAUCUGUCGGACGGUUCAUGGCGUUAAGCUUUUGGGAGGCCCGGUCAGUCUUGAUAGUGAGUUUUGUAACAUCUUAAUCAAGAAUAGGGUGCUCAAGACUAUUAGCCUGAUGGAAGCUGUGAGGAAACUUGAUGACCCACAGUAUGAGCUACUUUUGUUAAGGAGCACGUGCCGGUGUGUCUCGUCUAUACUUCUCCAUGAGAACUACUAUGCCUGUACACCUCUUAGAUGCGGAAGUCCAGUUUGACUCUCACCUUUCACAGCACUUGCGCCAAUGACGGACCAGACCUUGGCAAUGAAGUAUUUCGAUGUUGUCGUCAAGGAUAUGCCCACUAAAUUUGAUAUGUCCGCACGUGAUCUUGCUUUGUGGAAAUGCAACAAGUCUGACCAUGCCCAAGAUUUUGUUAAGGCAAUUCCGGUUGAGGGGCUUAAUCAACAAGUUGGUCCUCAACAAUUUGGUGGUGUGUUGCGGUACAGGUUGGGUAUUCCUUUAUUUACUCAAGGUAGCCAAUGUGCAUUUUUUAAUAGAUAUAUGGAUUUCUAUGGAGAUCACGCCUUAGCAUUGUGCAGUGAGGGUAGGACUCAAAUUCUCCAUGACCUUGUCUGUGACACUAUAACAGAUAUGUGCUUCCGUGCAGGCGAUCCAACGAGAAAAGAAGUUGACCUAAGUUUUUUGUCUAAUGAUGGGGGUGCACUUCGACCGGCUGAUAUUCUGGUCCACAGUUGGGAGAAUGGUAGGAUGUGUGUUUGGAUGUCACUGGGGUUUCACCUAUCCAGGAUUUGCAUUGAGUAAUGCUAUUAAUCGUAAACUCAAGAAAUACUUUAACAAAUGUUUGACUCGUGGUUAUGGUUUUUUUUUCUUCUGAAUCACAUUGAAUUUAUUAAUAGAAAGAAAGUUUCAAAAAUUACAGGAUCAAGAAUGAAGAGAAAAGCAGAGAGCCAACUACAUAGGCUUCAUAAAAGAAAAACUAACAAAAUCUGUAAUACUCAACAUUUGGUAAUUCCACUCUUACUAA